Messenger RNA from Candidozyma auris, 1680 nucleotides. RefSeq names its product phosphoribosylaminoimidazole carboxylase ADE2 (gene ADE2). The record is from RefSeq and is a predicted model, not a curated record. Gene Ontology annotation, molecular function: metal ion binding; ATP binding; phosphoribosylaminoimidazole carboxylase activity. The transcript has a single exon. Gene Ontology annotation, biological process: 'de novo' IMP biosynthetic process. Lineage: Eukaryota; Fungi; Ascomycota; Pichiomycetes; Serinales; Metschnikowiaceae. Bases 1 to 1680 code for a protein of 559 amino acids.
AUGGACGGCAAAACAAUUGGAAUUCUUGGAGGCGGCCAGUUGGGGCGGAUGAUUGUUGAGGCUGCACACAGACUCAACAUUAAAACUGUGGUGCUUGACGCUGCUCAUUCUCCAGCCAAGCAGAUCAACGCUUUGGACGACCAUGUGGACGGCUCAUUCAAGGAUGUCGAUGCUAUCACCAGGUUGGCCAAAAAAUGUGAUUUGUUGACGAUAGAGAUUGAGCACGUUGACGUGGAGGCGUUGAAGACGGUCGAAAAGACCUACAAUGUGCCCAUCUACCCGUUCCCAGAGACAAUCAGGCUCAUCCAGGAUAAGUACCUUCAAAAGACCCAUUUGAUGGAGCACGGUGUUGAUGUGGUUGAGUCGAUUGCCGUGAAAGAAAACACCAAGGAGGGUUUGCAAGAAAUUGGCGCUAAGCUUGGCUUUCCCUUUAUGUUGAAGUCGAGAACGAUGGCCUACGACGGUAGAGGAAACUUCGUUGUGAAGAAUGAAGAGGCCAUUCCUGAGGCGCUAGAAUUUUUGUCCAACAGACCUCUUUACGCCGAAAAAUGGUGCCCUUUCACCAAAGAAUUGGCAGUGAUGGUGGUUAGACUGCUUGAAGGCGAGGUGUUUGCGUAUCCUACUGUUGAAACCCACCACAAGGAUAACAUAUGCCAUUUGGUUUACGCUCCUGCCAGAGUCCUGGACACUUUGCAGAAGAAAGCCUCAAUAUUGGCGCAAAACGCCGUCAAGUCCUUCCCUGGUUGUGGUAUCUUUGGAGUGGAGAUGUUCUUGUUGCCCAAUCACGAGCUUUUGAUCAACGAGAUUGCUCCUCGUCCUCACAACUCGGGCCACUACACCAUCGAUGCCUGCGUCACCUCCCAGUUUGAAGCCCACGUAAGAGCUGUAGCUGGCUUGCCGUUGCCCAAAGGCUUCACUUCCUUCUCCACAACAAACACAAAUGCUAUUAUGCUUAACGUUCUUGGUGACAAGGACAAGAAGAACGCCGAGUUGGAGAUUUGUCGCCGUGCUUUAGAGACCCCCAACGCCUCGGUGUACUUGUACGGCAAGGACAGCAAGCCCCAGCGUAAAAUGGGCCAUAUCAACGUGGUGGGCUCUUCUAUGGAAGAAGCUGAAAGCAAACUUAAGUUCAUCUUGGGUGAAAGCAGCUCCCUUCCAAAGGAGAUUGAACCAAAGGAGAAGCCCUUAGUAUCCAUUAUCAUGGGCUCAGAUUCUGACUUACCCGUGAUGUCUGUUGGCGCCAACAUCUUGAAGAAGUUUGGUGUUCCCUUCGAACUCACCAUUGUGUCUGCUCAUCGUACUCCACACAGAAUGUCCAAGUUUGCCAUCGAAGCGGCCUCAAGAGGUAUCAAAGCGAUCAUUGCUGGUGCCGGCGGUGCUGCUCAUUUGCCAGGAAUGGUUGCUGCCAUGACUCCUUUGCCUGUCAUUGGUGUUCCUGUUAAGGGCUCCACUUUGGACGGAGUUGACUCUUUGCACUCGAUUGUGCAGAUGCCUAGAGGCAUUCCUGUGGCCACUGUUGCCAUCAAUAACAGUAUAAACGCCGCCUUGUUGGCCAUUCGUAUUUUGGGAGCCUAUGACUACAAGUGGUUAGAUGAAAUGUCCCAAUAUAUGAACAACAUGGAAGAGGAAGUCUUGCAAAAAGCUGAGAGACUAGAAAGCGUGGGCUACGAAAAAUACUGA